AUGAGAGUUUUUGUACUGAGUAUUUUGAUCACUUGUUUGGCAUUGGGGUGCAUACCAAGCAACCAAGCUGCAACAAUUACAUGGAGUAAAAAGAGCUGUUUUCCCGAUCUGUUCUGUUGUCAUCGAGGACAGUCCCAAUCAAACGCUUUAGAAAAUCUAAUGCCGAGGCCAAAAAGAGGAACGAAAAAAACGGUGAUGUUACUCUCGCAUAAUCUUGCCAACCGUGAAAUAUUAACUCCAACGAAAGUCGAAGUCGCGGGGGAUGAACCCGUUAUUAAGUAUGAGCAGUCGAGGCCAUAUCGUAUUGGAUUAGACAAGGACGAAGAAUUACAAAUUGAUAUUAUUACCCAAACUGAUGACCUUGAAGAAGCGGGUAUUUGGAAUUUCUCGCCAUGUGAUAAUCAACUAACAUAUCGUUUACCGUUCGCAGAAAAUGGUCAUACGUUCAUGUCUUGGGAUUGGAAAAUUGCAAAGUGGUUCUUCACUGCUGAUCUUACCGGAUGUGAUAUGUUUGUAGCAAAAAGCGAAACAGAUAAAAACAAAGUAUUGAUUAUACACAGUAAUUUGAACAAAUACAAUUUACCAAAUGAACAGGAAAAAAAUCUCAGAAUAAAAGGCGAAAUGGCGGCAAAAAUCGUUAACUCUGGUUCUUUUCCAGACUAUCGUUUGGUAAUGCGCUAUAUGCUCGACCAACUUGUCCUAUCGCAAAGCGUUUUAUCGAAAAAUAUGGAAGGGAUCAUUCCUCAGCUGGUAGCAAAAUAUUUUUGUAUGACUAUGACGCGGACAACUUUCCGGAUGGACAUUUAUUUUUUGGUAGGGAGGGCAAAUUCUAUGUUAAGGCAAAAAUUGGCGGAGAAACAAGAGAAUUGAAAGCGAAUUUAGAAUGAACUGAAAGAACGACACUGUGUAAAACAAUCGCCGGAAAAUUGUAUUCUACCAAAUCUUAAUAAUAUUUAUUGUGUCAACAACUGAUAUCGUCUGAUUUAGUAACUAUUGUCAAAUCGUAGAUCCGGCACAAACUAGGAUUAUUCGGACACAUUGCGAUUGCUGCAACGAAUCCGUGAAUAUUUUGACUAAAAAAUCUCAGCAUAAAUAAUGUACGCACACUUAAUAUUUUCUAGUGAAAUUUCAAAUUUACCAAAUCUUUUAGUAAAUUUUCCAUUAUACUCAAAUAGUUAAUUUUCUCAUAAAAUUUAAAUAAAUGGUAGAGAUUCAUUGGCAGUACCUUGUUUCCGGAAAUACUGUUUUCCCAUGUUCCCACCGCUGAGAAAGUGACGCGAAAGCCAGGUCGUGAUAAUAAAAACUUACUACUGUCACUUUAACGAGGAGAAAAGCGAUGAGGCUGAGGCCAAUUGUAUAUUCGUGCCCUUACCUUUCUAGCUUUGCAAUUUAAACUACAGACAUGGAGUGGCGAUUCCAUUAUAUGUCUUCCGAGUAAAAUCGGCUAUAGAGACGAUUUAUAUUUCCAUGAUAAGUUUUCUGAUAGCAAGUCUUAUCAGACUACGGAAGCCAGGGCCGUAGCGAGGGGGGUAGAAGCUGGAUUUAGUCUAGCAGACACGAAAAUUAGAAAUAUUGAAGAGAAACUCAAUGUUAAAAUAAGUGAUGUUCUUGACGAUCUGAACGAACUAAAGGCCCGGUCUGAGCCUGUCUCCGAGCGAUUAGUCAAUGCAUUGCUUGAAGAGAAUACUAAACUUAAGAAAGAUAACGAUGUGCUAUCUGGGAGACUCAAUAAUUCGUUGCUUGUUGUAUCGGAUCUUAACACCCGUAUUAAGGACAUUGAAAACGAGAAAUGUAGUUUGAUUACAGCUAUUAGACUUAUUCAAUGCGCAGACAAAAGUCAUGUUGAUUCAACGGUAACGGCAGCGGAGCAGUUGAAGUCUGAUGACACUAACGUAUUUAAUCAACAUGAUUUAUCUCAUAAUUUAAGUAUGAAUGAUGUCGAAGAGUCGAUUCGGGUAGUUGAUAAAAACCCAGAUUAUUUUCUGUCAAGUAAUAAAAUCCCGGAGUCACAAAGUUUGAAGCGCAAGUAUAAGUCGAAAAGCAAGAGAAAAGGUCUAAACCUUGAUAAGAAUUUGUCCGAAAAUGCAAAUUCUACAACUAGAUCGGAAGUCUUACAACAAAUUCCAGCAAACAAUAAUUCCACAGCAGAACCAGUCAUGCAACAAAUACCAUCAAAUGACAAUACAAUGACAGAACCAGUCAUGCAACAAAUUCCAUCAAAUGUCAAUUCAAUAACAGACCCUGUUGUUCAAAAAAUUCCAUCAAAUACCAGUGGCACCAAUAACUUGCAUACUGUGCCAGAAACGCAUAACAAACAUGCAAAUUAUUCUGUGAAAAAUGUCACUGUUGUUGCAGGAGAUUCAAUU
This is a messenger RNA of Paramuricea clavata, 2366 nucleotides long. NCBI's taxonomy places the organism in Eukaryota, Metazoa, Cnidaria, Anthozoa, Malacalcyonacea, Plexauridae. The record is from the annotation of a GenBank genome assembly.